Rhododendron vialii is the source of this 1778-nucleotide messenger RNA. Its product is annotated as uroporphyrinogen decarboxylase 1, chloroplastic. Gene Ontology annotation, biological process: porphyrin-containing compound biosynthetic process. Bases 275 to 1531 code for a protein of 418 amino acids. The transcript has 6 exons. Gene Ontology annotation, molecular function: uroporphyrinogen decarboxylase activity. The record is from RefSeq and is a predicted model, not a curated record. Lineage: Eukaryota; Viridiplantae; Streptophyta; Magnoliopsida; Ericales; Ericaceae.
UUUAACGACCUUUGCAAGGGACAAACUGCUAAAAAUACCCAAAUUAUCCAGUGGAAUUGAGACGUACCAAUUCCAGUGAGGCGCAAUCGCUGAUAUGCAUUCGGAGAGAGAGUUGAAACGGUCACACCAGAUAAGGAGAGAAUACAUGGGCGAGAUACAGUGAGAGAGAGAGAGGAGAGAGAGAAGGAGGAGGAGGAGGAGGAGGAGGAGAGAGAGCGAACGACCGCGAGGAAAGGAUCUCUUCUCUACUCACCUGCAAAGCCUACUUCGGCUAAUGAGUUCCUCUGCUUCUACCAGUGUGAGUUGCACAAGUUGCACACUCGGCUGGAAAUCGUCGAGCUUGUUUGUUCAACUAGGGCUUCUCUCUCGGUGCCAAAAUGGGGUCUUGGCUUUCCCUCCUAGCAGGAAAUUGCCUUGUAACAAGUUCCCUCGGGUUUGCUGCUCCUCAUCCUCUUCUGAUCCGCUUCUGUUACAAGCUGCAAGAGGAGAUCCUGUAAGCCGCCCUCCAGCAUGGAUGAUGCGUCAGGCAGGAAGGUAUAUGGCUGUUUACAGAAAGCUUGCAAAGAAACACCCCUCCUUCAGAGAGAGGUCAGAGACAAUUGAUCUCAUUGUGGAAAUUUCUUUGCAGCCCUGGGAAGCUUUCCGUCCUGAUGGGGUUAUUAUUUUCUCUGACAUACUUACCCCUUUACCUGCAUUUGGUGUCCCAUUUGACAUAGAAGAGGUGAGGGGUCCUGUUAUUCAGUCUCCACUCCGUUCUGAGGAGUGCUUGACAGCAUUGCAUCCGAUUGACUUGGAUAAACUUCAUUUCGUGGGAGAAUCCCUCAAGAUUUUGCACCGGGAGGUCGGGGGGCAAGCUGCAAUUCUGGGUUUUGUGGGAGCACCAUGGACAAUUGCUACAUAUAUUGUAGAAGGGGGUACAACUCGCACGUAUACCACUAUAAAAAGUAUGUGUCAUACAGCACCACAUGUAUUGAGGGCUCUUCUUUCUCAUUUAACGAAGGCAAUAGCGGAGUACAUUGUUUUCCAAGUGAAUUCUGGGGCUGAUUGUGUACAAAUAUUUGACUCCUGGGGAGGGCAACUACCGCCGAAUAUGUGGGAGCAGUGGUCAAAGCCCUAUAUUCAAGAGAUUGUGAGUCUAGUAAGGAAAAAGUGCCCUGGAACACCACUUGUCCUCUACAUUAAUGGGAAUGGUGGCCUUCUGGAGCGGAUGAAGGGAACUGGAGUUGAUGUGAUUGGAUUGGAUUGGACGGUGGAUAUGGCAGAUGGAAGGAAGCGUUUGGGUAGUGGAAUUAGCGUACAAGGAAAUGUGGACCCUGCUUAUUUAUUCUCACCUCUUCCUGCCUUGACUGAUGAAAUUCAAAGGGUCGUCAAGUGUGCAGGCCCAAGGGGUCACAUUCUCAAUCUUGGCCACGGUGUUCUUGUCGGGACACCUGAAGAAGCUGUUGCUCAUUUCUUUGAUGUUGCAAGAAGCAUCAAGUUUGACACGAUUGCUGAAGAUCAUUUAAGGGAGGAACGUAAAUUGGUGGCUUGAGGACCGGAUUCAAGAUUAGAACCGGAGUAUUGUUUUGUUGUAGAAAUUAGUUGUUUGUGUUGACAACCCGAUACGGGAUGCCAGCAGCAGUACUAGUCUUGCUUACAGCUUAAUCUCGCCGGAGGAUUUAUUUAAAUUUAAAGCUAUGAGAAUCUGUACAUGUUUGCGGAUGAGCUUACUAGUUUCUUUCCCCCCUACUGUAUCUGUACUUAUUCAUUUUCCAAAUAAAAGAUGAAGAUAUAGAAAA